This is a messenger RNA of Penaeus chinensis, 1810 nucleotides long. Its product is annotated as PRKC apoptosis WT1 regulator protein-like. The coding region runs from base 153 to 1082 and encodes 309 amino acids. NCBI's taxonomy places the organism in Eukaryota, Metazoa, Arthropoda, Malacostraca, Decapoda, Penaeidae. The record is from RefSeq and is a predicted model, not a curated record. The transcript has 7 exons. Gene Ontology annotation, biological process: apoptotic process; positive regulation of apoptotic process. Gene Ontology annotation, cellular component: cytoplasm.
AUUUAUUCCAAUCGUCUAUACUCCAAUGUCGACGUCUUCUGAGAGUGACAGAUUCUUCGCUCAGACUCGCUAAUUCACACAAAAUCAUCUCAGGAGGCCGAUGGAGCGCGUGAUUCUCAGCUAGACGAUAAGAGACAGGGUAGAGAGGUAGCAUGGCAUCAAGUUCAGUUAGUCAGGAAGAUGUUGAGGUAGACUUUGAGACCUCAUCUCGACGAUCUCGCAUACGAACAGCAAGGGCUCGGAAUAUCAACCCAACAUCCCGGCCGGGUACAGGUGAAGCGGAUGAAGAAGGAGAGGGAAGUGACCGAGAUGUUGGAACAGGUGGUGGGCUUUACCCUGGGGCUCCUGACCAUGAUGCCAGCCCAAAGCCCGCCACGAGACUCAAGGAGAAAAGGAUGAACAGACCCAAUCACACCAACAAGGGAAAACAACAGCGUGACAGGCGAAAGCUACGUGAGAAAAGACGUAGUACUGGGGUAGUCCAUCUGCCAUCUACAGAGUCGACAGGAGGGAGCACAGGAGAGGACGAGGAACUGCUUUCAAUGACAGCUGAGACCCGCAGGAACACUCAUUACAACGAACACCUGGAGAAGGAGAAAUCUGGCGACCACCACCACCACUCUGUUGUCUCUGGCCCUCCCUCCUUGCCCGACCACAAGCAUAAGAAGUCCUUCACAAGCCACAGAAAUAAAAGCCCGAGUGAUUUAGAAGCAGAUGAUGAAGACAACCAAGACUAUGAUUCUCUGACAAUGAGUGACUCCACGCUGUCCCUCGUGCAGCCAGCCUCUGCAGCCUUACCAAACCUUCACUCUUCAAACAGCUUGCAGACAACUAGACCACCUGCAAAUGGAAGGCCUGCAACACCAACAACAGAGAGUGUAGAUGAGCUCUUGGAGAGUGCCCGUGAGGAAAAUCGCCGUCUCCUGGGCCUCCUAGAAGAGCGUGACAGGCGCAUCUCGUCACUUGAAUCUCGACUUUCACAACUCACAGGGGAGUUAAGCCAGGCAUGUAAUGACCGCUCUAAUUUGCGGCAGGAAAACAAUGCCCUCAUACGGGCGAUUGCUUCACUCACCACAAAGUAACCUUGUGGCAGCUAUCACCACAUAACAUCGAGUAAUCCCCAUGUGCCAUGUCUCUGGCUGUUAGGUGAACUUAAGGUGGCAAUUGGUACUUAAGUAAAUACUUUGAGUAGGCUGUAGUUUGUGUACUGUAUCAUAGAUGCACAGAGGUAUUGUCCUCUUCCACUCUGGCAGCAUCUACAACUUGCUGGUGAACUUGGUAAUCGAUGAUGCUGUUUAAUCUUUGAAUAUUGCUCACCAUUCUCACCCAGAGCUUGUAAGAAAGGAUACACGGUGAUCCAGUUAAUUGGCUGCUUGUGCUCAUUAAUUAUUGCUGUGCCAGAGAUAGAAUAAAAAAAAGAUGUUCGACAAAUGAUUUGCACUGCUUCAGCUACACCACAGAUAUGUAAUGCCAAGAACUCGGCCCAUGUUGUUGUGAGUAUGUGAAUGUAUUUAUAGUUGACUUACUUUUAUCCAUAUUUAUAAAACUAAACUUGUGUGUGUGUUUUCUGUAAAGUGUUUGAAUAUAAAGAUGGGUAUGAAUUUUACAUAUGCUCCUACAGACACACAAACAUACCACCAUGAAAGUACACAAACACAAACAGAAUAGAUAUCUUAUGCAGUAUGUAAUAGUUAGUGUGUAUUUAUGAAUGAUAAUAUUUGUAUGUGUGUGUAUGCUUGUUGGAAAUUAGUUAAUUUCAGUUUCCAAGAGUUUAUAUUGGAAUGUGAAAAUUAUAAAAAGAAUAUAUAUU